AUGGCCCACUCCCCAGUGCAGUGGGGCCUUCCGGGCAUGGAGAACCUGAAAGCAGACCCAGAAGAGCUAUUUACCAAGCUGGAGAAGAUUGGAAAGGGCUCUUUUGAUAGAGGACAUUCUGCUUAUGACUCAAAGGCAGACAUCUGGUCCCUCGGCAUCACAGCAAUAGAACUGGCCAAAGGAGAGCCGCCACACUCUGAGCUGCACCCCAUGAAUGUAUUAUUCCUCAUCCCCAAGAGCAACCCUCCUACGCUAGAAGGAAACUACAGCAAACCCCCCAUGGAGUUUGUGGAGGCCUGUUUGAACAAAGAGCCGAACUUUAGACCCCCCGCUAAGGAGUUACUGAAGCACAAAUUCAUCAUCUGCAACGCAAAGAAAACGUCCUACUUGACUGAACUCUUCGACAGGUACAAGAGGUGGAAGGCUGAGCAGAGCCACAAUGACUCCAGCUCAGAGGACUCAGACAUGGAAACAGAUGGCCAGGCGUCCAGAGGCAGUGACUCUGGGGACUGGAUCUUCACAAUCCGGGAGAAAGAUCCCAAGAAUCUGGAGAACGGGACUCUCCAGCCAUCAGAUUUGGAGAGAAAUAAGAUGAAAAACAUCCCAAAGAGGCCUUUCUCUCAGUGUUUGUCCACAAUUACUUCUCCUCUGUCUGCAGAGCUGAAGGAGAAGAGCCAGGCAUGUGGAGGAAACUUGGGGUCAAUAGAAGAGCUUCUGGGAGCCAUCUACUUGGCGGAAGAGGCCUGCCCUGGGAUCUCUGACAACCUGGUGGCUCAGCUCGUGCAGAGGCUGCAGAGAUACUCUCUGAGUGGUGGAGGAACUUCAGCUCACUGA
Messenger RNA from Peromyscus eremicus (cactus mouse), 834 nucleotides. Its product is annotated as serine/threonine-protein kinase 24-like. Gene Ontology annotation, molecular function: protein kinase activity; ATP binding. Lineage: Eukaryota; Metazoa; Chordata; Mammalia; Rodentia; Cricetidae. The transcript is spliced from 3 exons. Gene Ontology annotation, biological process: protein phosphorylation. The record is from RefSeq and is a predicted model, not a curated record. Bases 1 to 834 code for a protein of 277 amino acids.